AUGCAUUUCUCAGCACCACUUGCAAUUUUCCUCUCCCUCACAGGCGCUCUGGCUCUACCUACAAAACGUGCUGCAGCAACCUCGGCCGCUGUUCUGACAGUGCAAACCUACAAUGAUUUCUCCGUGUCUUCAGGAGUAUCAGGAAACGCCCUCGCAGAAGUCAACGCCAAGUUCCCCAUCGACCAAACCAAUUUCGCUGGCGUAGCAGCAUCCGACCUUGCCAUCAUCUCCUCCGCCGCGCAAUUGAGCGAGCAGGCCGAGACCGCCACGGGUGGCUUCAACACCGCCGUCGCGGCAGCAAGCGGCACUGCCGCAACAGCGCUGCAGAAUGGCAAGAUAAAGAACAAGGUGCUGAAGUUGCAGACGGAUGUCAUGAGGAUUCAGAUCGAGGUUGCGCAGGGGAAUACGGCGUCUCAGAGUGAGCUUGCGGCGCAACAGGCCAAGCUGGCGACUAAUGUUGCGUUGGAUAAGGCCGCGGCGGGGCAGGCGGCUACGGCUGUUAGCUUUGCUGGGAGUGAUUAG
Molecule: messenger RNA, 522 nt
Organism: Lachnellula hyalina
Lineage: Eukaryota; Fungi; Ascomycota; Leotiomycetes; Helotiales; Lachnaceae
Exons: 2
Coding region: 1-522 (173 amino acids)
Source: RefSeq, a predicted model, not a curated record